AUGGAAAGUGAAAUAAUACAAAUAAAUAAAGUACAAAAUCAACAAGAUGAAAAAGAUGAUAGUGGAAUUGAACAAGAUAAUAGUUUUAUUUAUAUUCGAAUAGCUGUUGAAGAUCAUAAUUUACAGAAAGUACUUAAAUUCAAUUUGGAUGAUACUAUAUGGAGUGCGAAACAAAAAGUCUUACAAGUUCUUGUUCGAGUAAGUUUUUGUUAUUAUAAUAAUGUUAAAGAAAAAAAAAAAAAA
Molecule: messenger RNA, 243 nt
Organism: Rotaria sordida
Lineage: Eukaryota; Metazoa; Rotifera; Eurotatoria; Philodinida; Philodinidae
Source: the annotation of a GenBank genome assembly